Messenger RNA from Crotalus tigris (Tiger rattlesnake), 2425 nucleotides. It is a transcript of the gene CLDN8, whose product is annotated as claudin 8. Bases 178 to 858 code for a protein of 226 amino acids. Gene Ontology annotation, biological process: cell adhesion; bicellular tight junction assembly. Gene Ontology annotation, cellular component: bicellular tight junction; plasma membrane. The record is from RefSeq and is a predicted model, not a curated record. Gene Ontology annotation, molecular function: structural molecule activity. Lineage: Eukaryota; Metazoa; Chordata; Lepidosauria; Squamata; Viperidae. The transcript has a single exon.
CCCUAAUCAGUGCGGAUCAGACUGAAAUGGGUUUGAGUUAACAGAGUUUUUGUACCUGAGCAUGAAAUGUUUUGAAAAGUUAUUUUUUCAACACAAGAUCUGACUCAGUAAAGUAAAAGAAGAUUCAUCUAAAACUCAGCGUCUCUGGAACACAUUCCACUGACUUGGGAUGAGGAAAUGGCAGCAGCUACUGCGUUGCAGAUUGUAGGACUGAUCCUUGGAGGCAUUGGCACUGUUGGGACCUUUGCCAUCACCGGCAUGCCCCAGUGGCGAGUGACGGCUUUCAUUGAAAACAACGUGGUGGUCUUUGAGACAAUUUGGGAAGGCCUCUGGAUGAAUUGCAUAAGGCAAGCGUCCAUCAGGAUGCAGUGCAAGGUCUAUGACUCCCUCCUGGCUCUCUCACCAGAUCUGCAGGCUUCAAGAGGCUUGAUGUGUGCAGCCUCAGCUCUGGCAUUCAUCGCUUUUGCAGUGGCUGUUCUUGGCAUGAAGUGUACCCAGUGCACAGGAAAUGAUGACCGCAUCAAAGGCUAUAUUCUGCUUGCAGGUGGCAUCGUCUUCAUCCUGACUGGCAUCGUGGUGCUCAUCCCGGUGUGCUUUGUUGCCCAUAACAUUAUCCGAGACUUCUACAAUCCCAUUGUCACAGUAGCUCAGAAGCGAGAACUUGGAGAAGCUCUUUACAUAGGCUGGGCUUCAGCUUUCUGUCUUGUGGCUGGAGGGGCAAUUUUAUGUUGUUUCUGCCAUUGCAAUGAAAAAACCCGAAGGUACCGAUACUCAUUGCCCUCACAACCGACUACCUACUGCAGCCGAAAUGUUCAAAGAAGAGCUGAGAGUGCAUAUUCUAAAAGUCAAUAUGUUUAGUUGUCUUGAUCUAAGAGGAAGAAUCUUUUACAUCCAACAUGAAAUCUAAUAAGGUGAGAAGAAGCUUUGGUCAUGUAAUGUACUCUGCAUACUGGAAAGCCACUUUAUCAUCUAUGAACUCUAAAACAAAAGACAGAAAAACAUCUUUAGAUAUUUCAGAGUAGGAAUGGAGCUUGAAGCUGGAUCUUGUUUGCAAUCUGUCCUUUUGUAAUUAAUCUCUAUUAAGAAGCAUUCCCAUAUUUAUACUCUGUGACACAUACAGAUCUGCAGAGGUGUGGGAGGAAUAUUGUUGUCACUGGUAAACAUUUAAGCCUUGCUGAAGUUUUUUAUAUUCAAAAUGUAAUGUCUAAAAUAUACCAUAUGAUAUAUUAUGAAGGUGGUGGGGAAAGACUGAAAAUGUACACUUUAAAUCUAUAAAUGAUUAUUUGCAUAAGUAGUCUUUUUAAUAAAAUGUUCUUCAGUUGUCAGAAAGAAUAAAAUUAUAUAUUUGAAAUAGUUGAUUUUCAUUUUCUGUCAAAGUGUUUCUUUAGUUUUGCCCCAACGCAUUAAUACUUUGUCUAAAUGUAAUGCUUUUUGAGUAAUUAAAGUUUAUGUUUGUUAUCAUGUAAAUUGUAAUUUGACAUUAAUUUGAUGUGCAUUCUAUUUCAUUAUGCAGUUAAAGAAUGUUAUUAUUAAAAAUAUUGCACAUUGCAUCAGAUAACAAGUUUUCUGUAACUUUUCCAAUAGCUCUUUGGGUAAAUCUAAUUCGUAAUCAAAAUGUGAAAUAUAUAGUAACCAUGGAAAAUAUCUCAUGUGACUGACCAAUAGAUGGAUUUUGAGGGAAAAAUGUUUCUGAAUAGCUAGUAGGAUUUAUUUUAAGUUAUAUAUUUUCUAUCAGGGUGGGUUGCAUGUACAGAGCACUUAAAUUUUUAUAUUUGACAGGCCUAAAGGAAAUGCAACCAUUCUUUUACAAUGUGUUAAAAUAGCUGCUGAGAUUGCUUACAGAUUUUAAAAGGUUAAUAAUGUCAAUCACACAGCUAUAUACAUGCAUUCUUCUUCUAGAAAAAAGAAUGAGAUAUUCCUCUCAUAGAUUGCUUGAGCUGAAAUAUGGCAGGAAACUGAUUACAUCAAUAGAACUAUGGUGGAGGACAAGUUGCCUAUUCGGUAUUAUUUAUAUUGUUGCAGAUUAAAACUUUGCAUAGUCAUACAGCUUAUAGUUAGUGAAGAACACACAAAAUGCUUUUAAAAUCAAUAACAAGAAGAAGCUGUGCAAUCCAAUUGCAUUAACUGGGGUAUGUAUUUUACUGUUAAAUAUUGGAUUUAGAAUGUACUUUCAAAUAUCACAAAUGCAGUUUACAUCAAGAUGAUUAUUAGAUCUGAGGGAAAUUGCACAACUGGCCAUUUUGGAAUAGAGUAAUCCUUACAAUAGUUCAUUUAGUGAUGAUUUGAAGUUACAGAAGCACUGAAAAAAAUGACAUGAUUAUUUUUUACACUUUCAACCUUUGCAUCAUCCCCAUGCUCAUAUGAUCAAAAUUCAGACGCUUGGCAACUGAUUCCUAUUUAUGAAGUUUGCAGUGUCCCAGGGUCA